AGCUCAGCCCUGUAAGUGCUAUUCAGCAGAGAUUACUGUGUUUCUGACUGAAAAUACAGGGAAUUCAUUCUCUAAAGCCAAGGCAAGAGGAAAGACACAAGGAAAGGACAUUUACCUUUGGAAGAGGGCUCUUAAUCCAGUACAGGGGCCGAUUUGUGUAAGAACAAGCUGUAAAGACAAGCAGUGGGCAUGUCUGUGAGACUGGUGACUAGCAGGAAGAGAGCAAGCACACAAGGAGACAAAUAUCCAGCAAAGAGAAGAGCCAGCUGGGGCAUCCUUACUAACCAAGGGUCGUGGGCAGAUCGAUCACCACUACAUGAAGCAGCCAGUCAGGGUCGCCUUCUAGCUUUGAAAACAUUGCUCUCACAGGGUUAUAAUGUAAACACACUGACGUUCGAUCAUGUGACUCCACUCCAUGAAGCCUGUCUGGGAGACCAUGUUGGAUGUGCAAGGACUCUUUUAGAAGCUGGAGCAAAUGUGAAUGCCACAACAAUUGAUGGAGUGACUCCUUUAUUUAAUGCAUGUUCAAGAGGCAGCGCUAGUUGUGUGGAGCUUCUUUUGGAGUAUGGUGCAAAAGCACAGUUGGAAAUAUGUCUUCCUUCACCGAUACAUGAAGCAUCAAGUAAAGGGCACAGUGAAUGCUUAGAUGUACUGAUUUCCUGGGGUAUAGAUGUGGACCAAGACAUUCCUCAUUUAGGAACUUCUCUUUACGUUGCUUGUAAAGGCCAACAGAUCAGCUGUGUACGAAAGCUUUUAUAUGCAGGUGCUAAUGUCCAGCAUGGUAGACAUUUAGACACCCCAUUACAUGCCGCUGCUCAGCAGUCCAAUACAGACAUUGUUAACUUAUUACUGGACUUUGGUGCUGAUGUAAACGCCAAAAAUAUAGACUUUAAACGUCCAGUUGACGUUGCUCCUGCAAGAAGCUUGGUGGAAAGGCACUUGCUGUUGUAUGAAGCAACUCCACGUUCUCUCUGUCAAAUGUGCAGAUUAUGUAUCCGAAACUGCAUAGGAAGAUCCAGAUUUCCUCUUAUUUCACAACUACAGCUUCCAACAGUACUAAAAGAUUUCUUACAGUACAGAGAAACUAUAAGAAACUUUUAAUAAAUUGUAUGUAUGUGUGUAUAUACAUAUAUAUAUAUAUAUAUAUAUAUAUAUAUAUAUAUAUAUAUAUAUAUAUAUAUAUAUAUAUAUAUUUGACAUGAAUUGUAAACGACAAUUUUCACAUUUACGAAUGUACAUUCAGAGAUACUAUAAUGCACUUACAGAAAAUAAAUAAAAUAAUAAAUGUCAAAA
This is a messenger RNA of Xenopus laevis (African clawed frog), 1293 nucleotides long. RefSeq names its product ankyrin repeat and SOCS box containing 5 S homeolog (gene asb5.S). The record is from RefSeq and is a predicted model, not a curated record. Lineage: Eukaryota; Metazoa; Chordata; Amphibia; Anura; Pipidae. The transcript has 7 exons. Gene Ontology annotation, biological process: intracellular signal transduction; positive regulation of protein catabolic process; protein ubiquitination. The coding region runs from base 190 to 1101 and encodes 303 amino acids.